This is a messenger RNA of Bufo bufo (common toad), 4279 nucleotides long. RefSeq names its product RNA binding fox-1 homolog 1 (gene RBFOX1). NCBI's taxonomy places the organism in Eukaryota, Metazoa, Chordata, Amphibia, Anura, Bufonidae. Gene Ontology annotation, cellular component: cytoplasm; nucleus. The transcript has 13 exons. The record is from RefSeq and is a predicted model, not a curated record. Gene Ontology annotation, molecular function: mRNA binding. Gene Ontology annotation, biological process: regulation of alternative mRNA splicing, via spliceosome; nervous system development. Bases 81 to 1244 code for a protein of 387 amino acids.
CCCAAUCGCUACCUCUUUGACUGUCUACAUCUCUAGCUAUAUGGGAUUAUGGUUGGUAGUCAAGAACAAUUUCUGGACUUAUGGAACUAAUUUUAUAUCAGCACCAGGCAGGUGGAGGUUAUUGCAGCUGGGCCAACGCUAUGGGAUCUACAUUAAUGCUCAACUUUAGACAAAUGCCUCUCUAUGAACAAUUUUCUCAAACACAGGGUAAUCAGGAAGCUACAGCACCUCCCGAUACAAUGGCUCAACCUUACGCCUCUGCUCAGUUUGCCCCACCCCAAAAUGGUAUUCCGGCAGAAUACACAACUCCACAUCCUCAUCCUGCUCCAGACUACACAGGACAGUCCACAGUUCCAGAGCACACGUUAAGUUUGUACACCCCGGCACAGACACACUCUGAACAGAGUGCUACGGAUUCAAAUGCACAAACUGUCUCUGGCACAGCAACACAAACAGAUGAGUCAGCACAGACUGACGGACAACAACAGACACAGUCUUCCGAAAAUACAGAAAACAAAACACAGCCGAAGAGACUUCAUGUUUCAAAUAUUCCUUUCAGAUUUAGAGAUCCAGACCUUAGACAAAUGUUUGGGCAAUUCGGUAAAAUCUUAGAUGUUGAAAUAAUUUUUAAUGAGCGGGGAUCAAAGGGAUUUGGUUUCGUAACUUUCGAAAAUAGUGCUGAUGCGGACAGGGCGAGGGAGAAAUUACACGGCACGGUGGUAGAGGGCCGUAAAAUAGAGGUUAAUAAUGCCACAGCACGUGUUAUGACAAAUAAAAAGACAUUGAAUCCUUACACAAAUGGAUGGAAGUUAAACCCUGUUGUCGGUGCAGUUUACAGUCCUGAAUUCUAUGCAGUACCUGGCUUCCCUUAUCCUGCUGCAACAGCUGCUGCUGCGUACCGAGGAGCACACCUCAGAGGCAGAGGACGUACAGUUUACAACACAUUUCGCGCUGCAGCACCUCCUCCUCCAAUUCCUGCUUAUGGCGGUGUUGUUUACCAGGAUGGAUUUUAUGGUGCAGAUAUUUAUGGUGGUUAUGCUGCCUAUCGAUAUGCUCAGCCUGCAACAGCCACAGCAGCUGCCUAUAGUGACAGAAAUCAAUUCGUCUUCGUUGCUGCAGAUGAAAUUUCUUGUAACUCCUCUUCAGUUACGGACGGUUUAUGCUGCCGACCCCUACCACCACACACUUGCUCCAGCAGCCACCUACGGCGUUGGUACCGUGAAUGCUUUUGCACCCUUCACUGAUGCCAAGACUAGGAGCCAUGCUGAUGAUGUCGGUCUCGUUCUUUCUUCGUUACAGGCUAGUAUAUACCGAGGGGGAUACAGCCGUUUUGCUCCAUACUAAAUGACAAAACCAUAAAACUCUUCCAGUGUGGGGGAAAAAGAAGCUUUCCGAGGCCUGGGUAUUGCAAUACAUGCAGUAGUGCAUCAUUUUAGCAACUCUAAAUAACUAAAUAAAACUCAAAGAGAGAAAAAUUACAUUUUUUAUCUUAUACCUCAGAUAUUUUGUUCUGUGUAUUUUAAUAUUGUGGGUCUUUAAUUUCUCAAGGUUCUGUAGUUGAUUGUUGGCUGUAGAAUUUUUGUGGUUGACCUAGAAAGCUACUACUGUAGAUAUGAAUAUAAAAAAAAAUAUUUUAGGGCCACAAUCAAGAGUGCUAUAAUAUGUAAAUUAAUUAUAUAUGCUAACUAUUAAGCUAUUGGAAUUAUCAUAUUUUGUAAGCGUGUGACUAUAGUAGUCAUUUCUGCAUUUACAUAUAUUUGCGUUUAUUUGGGAGGGCUAAAAUGCUGAUACAUCUAAGCAAAAAGGUUGCCACAGCACCAACCUUCAUUUAGUGACUGUCCUAAAUUAUUUAUUAAUUGUCCAGAGCCAAAGGUUGUGUUUAAAUUUGUGAAUUUGACUCUUUGUACAUAAAAUCUGAUGAAAUGCUAUCCUAGCUUACCCUUUUUAAGCAUUCCACCAGACAGUAUUCAGCUAUUAACAAUAAUCUUGGCAUAUAGCAGUUAAAAAAAAAAAAAGAAAAUACAAAAAAUCACAUGAAAAAAAAAUAAAAAAGAGUGAAAACAAGAAAAAAAUAUAUAAAAAAGAUAGAAACAAAAAAAGCAAACAAGCUAGUUAGUUCAUCUACAUUCUUUUUAUAUUUCUUCCAGUACAAUAAAUUAUUGAUAUCAUUGCUGAUUUUAUAAUGUGGGAGGGGGAGUAUUAUUAAAAAGAUGACAAAAGCACUGGUUUCUCUUUUUUUUCUUUUUUUGAAAGUUCUAAAGGGAGAGUAAUAAAAAAAAAAACUUAAAUUGUUUGUACCAUUAAAAUGUACAAAAUUUACAUCUGUGCAGUGGAGUUGUUAGUGUUCUAAAAAAUUAGCACAGCCUAUUAUUGAGCUUUAGUUUUAGCCUAUUAGAACAACUAUUAGAGAAAGUUAUCAUUUUUAUGGAGUUACUUAAAAUAUAUUCAAGAUUUAUAUAACAUUUUACAAGUAAUACAUUCAUUAUGUAGAGAUAAUCACGGUAUUUUCAAUUGCUUGGUUGCUGCUUUUUUAAAACAUUAUACUGUGUAAACAAUCCUGCAAUUUUUCAGUUGUACAACCUCUAUCUAUGUAACUUACUGAAAAGAACGUUUUGAAUACAGUAUGUCAGUUAAUUUAUAUAACUGACCCCCAGUAACCAAUCUUUAUUACUUAGUUUUAAGCAGACCUUAUAAAUCCAAACUUUCUAGAAAAUAUGGAUGUGAUGUACAAGUUAGUUUAUUAUUCAUGUUUACUAAACCAUAUCCUUAAGAACGCUUUUUUUUACUGAGAGAGUGUCAUCUAUUUCAAUUAUAUGGGUCUUAUAACGUUUAUAAUUAUUUAUUUUAUUUCAAGUGAGUGGUAGUUUACAGCUAAAAUUACUCUAUUAGGCGUAUGUUAUAUUUAAUUAGGGAAUCCUAUUUUAACAGACUAUUUAAUAAUUUAUCUUAUCAAAUUUAGUAUACAUUCAACUAUUUUGAAACGGCUGAGAAAAAAAAAUAUCAUGGCAAAAGCUUGAAAAAAAACAACUAAAUGAUAAUUAAUAAUAUAAUGAAUUUGGUCAAAGUGUAUUAGUUAAUAAACCUAUAAUGUACAGGCUAUUAAGCAGAAAAAAAUAGACAAAAUGUCUCAAAUUUAAAACAAUGGGCAUAUAAGCAAAUGUAUCAAAAUGUUCUUAGUAAGUUUCAAAACUGUCAGUUUAAAAAACAUCUAUUGCUAUCAAAUGGGACUAAUAUUAAAUCAACAUAUCAAUAAUAUUUAAAAUGUAUGCAACGUAUUCCCCCUUCAUUAUUGAUAUGUUUUUUUAUAGUAUAAUACAUACAAGGAGACAGAUUAUAAAAUGUUAUAACUAGAAGGACUGGUAAGAGAAUAAAAUCUGGUGGUCAACAAUAUAUUUUGCUAGACACAUUAAGUGAUAUAUAUUUCUUACUUGGGGUUCCAUUGACAUACUAAAUGUCACAUUAGCUAGUUUUCAAGAAAUAUUUGGAAAUAAGACUAAAACUGUUGUCCAUCCCUGACUGAGUCUACAUUAUGGAGCGUGUAGACUUUUUCAGUGAAGGAUUUGACUAAUCAAUUCUCCUUUCACAUAGCAGUGAUUGUAAGGUUUAAAAAGCAGACCAGCCAGCUGGUUGUAAUGUAGAGAAGGCUUAAAAAUUAUAUAUUCUGGGAGGACAUCUACAGUAUUUUGAUCAUGAAACACAGAUCAGAAAUAUGAGGGAUCAUGGGGUAAACUAUCAUAGAAAAAAUAUCUUUUGCACAGUAAAAUGUAUUAAAUUCCUUCAUUUUAUCAGUCUUAAAUAAUGGUUCAAAAAAAUACAAAAGGAGCAUUUUGAUUACAGAUGGUCUUUAAAUGGUAGUGAAACACUUAGCAGUGGGAUUUUCUCUUUCAUGCACAUAAAAAUAUGCAAAUAGUACUUUUGUAAUGUUUUCUAAGCGUACUAUAGUAAAAAGAUUCAUAACAUAUAUUAUCAAUGAUUACUGGUUACGAUAUCAUCAACAUCGAGCACAGAUAGGUCAAGCCUAUUGUCCUGAGCGGAGAAAUAUGCAAUGCAAUUCAUAAUAAUCCAUUUGUCAAGUUACUGAAAAAUUGCAGUUUGUGUGUGUAUAUGUGUAGAUUCUCUUCCAUGGUGUCCUGUUUAUAAUCUAAAAUGAGCUAUGGUAAUCUCAUGAGGGGGUUAUGUUUUCUAUUUGUAAUAAAUGAAAUUAGCUAGGACGGGAGGGGGGUCAAAAUGUGGGUACAUUGCCCAUUCUUUAUAUUUUUUGUUCAUUGCAAAUAAUAUC